Messenger RNA from Physella acuta, 6047 nucleotides. Its product is annotated as ADP-ribosylation factor-like protein 4C. Gene Ontology annotation, molecular function: GTP binding; GTPase activity. Lineage: Eukaryota; Metazoa; Mollusca; Gastropoda; Physidae. The record is from RefSeq and is a predicted model, not a curated record.
CUGAACAUAAAACUCAAGAGACGCAGGCCCUGAUUAGGCUUCUAUCUACAUCAUGUGACGUCAUAGCCGCCUGUCACGAUCUUAGCGCGGCUCACGUGACUGGCUCGUCCAAUCGUCAUUAGGAUCAUAUUAAAAUGUCAUAAAAAAUCGUAUAAGCUGAGUUCCAUUGCCCCCUCGUGUCCAGGGGGGCUUGCUAAAUUCGGCCACCUCUUCACGGCGCCUCCACUGGAGCAACAGCCAGCGCCUGUCUAAAGGAUAUCGAUCUCAGCCCAACCCCCCUGCUGGAGCUCCUAAUAUCAUCAUACGGCAUUGAAAGAAAUUCCAGCCAAAAUAGGGGAAAAAAGAGGGAAAGAAAUAAUACGAAAAUCCAUCAGAAGGCUUGUGAGAGGGGUGUUGGUGUCUGUUGUGUUUUUCUUGCUCACCCUCCUCUCCUGGUGUUGUGUCUCGGUGGGAACAAAAUUGGUGGAGUUAGUGGCGGACAUGAGGGCCUGGUGUUAGACCAGUUAGUCUGAGGACGCGAGGGUCUGGUGUUAGAGGAAGUCUGAGGACGACAGGGCAGGAGGAAGCACGUCCUGGUCUACAGUAAUUGAUUAGCUUUAAGUGCCCUGACUCCUUCGUUAGUUCGUUCAUUCUGGUGUCAGUGGUCUUGUGACAGCUGAGGUGUGUUCUGUCACAACUUAGUUCAGCUGACUAGUGCCUGACAGCUGAUGUGUCACAACUUGUGACAUCUGAUUUGUGAUAACCAAGUUGUGUCCGUCAAAGGAUUUCAUUGCAUCUGGAAUAUUUAUUUGAAUCCUUUCAUGUUCUUCACUGGCGAUCUGUUCUAAGACAUUGAUCUACACAGAUCUUCCUUGUUAUAAGACAUUGAUCUACAAAGAUCUUCCUUGAUUGAAAGGACGACAGCCAGCCCAGAUUCCACGAGAUUAAAGGCUCUGUCUAGCUGUGUUUGUAGGAUAAAAGAAAAAUCAACACUGGAAGGAGCUGAUAUUCUAGGAUAAAAACCAGAGAUUAGUUUUAUUGCCGUCUGUGAUGAGUGUUAAAAAAGUUGUGAGAUUUUUCUGAACAAAAUACUGGAUUAUACGAGAUUAAUUAAAAAUACAUGAAGGUGCCGAACAUAUAGAAUUUCAUUGCUGGAUACACGUUUUAGUGUGUUAACUUUUCUUUAAUACUUGUCUUGUGUUUAAGUGUGGUAGUUGAUCUUUAAGAACUGGAUUUAAAUGAAAGUUUUGGAUUAGUUUUCCUGAUGGCCAUAGUUUUAGAAUGUAGGUAAUGGGUGGGAGCCCAUCAAUACAAAUUGUAAUGGUUGGCCUAGAGGGGACUGGUAAAACAACGCUGCUCUACAGGCUCAAGUUUGGCCAGUACACCAGCACCAUCCCAACCAUCGGCUUCAACUGCGAGAAGGUCGAGGUUCAGGAGGGCAAGGCCAGGGGCGUGACCUUCUCCAUAUGGGACAUUGGGGGCAAGGACAACAUGAGGCCCCUGUGGAAGUCCUACCUGCGGUCAGCCAAUGGGAUCCUGUUUGUGGUGGACAGCAGCGACAGGGAGGGGUCGGAGGAGGCCCGGAUGGAGCUGAUGAAACUGGUCAAGACCCAGAACCCGCAGAACGUCCCCACCCUGGUGGUGGCCAACAAGCAAGACCUGCCCGCGGCCAUGGCCCCGGAGGAGGUGGCCAAAGCUCUGGGGGUCCAGGAACUGUCGUCGUCCCACGUCUGCCAGUUGCUGCCGUCAUGUGCUGUCACUGGUGAGGGGUUGACCGAAGCAAUGGACGUCAUGUAUGAGAUGAUAAAGAAGUGGAAGAAAGGCAAGGGGAAAACAAGAUAGCACCCACCCCCCAAACUAGUGUAGAGCUCUUCAAGCAGUGAGUUAUCUCCCCUGAAUUCCACUUCUAGCCAUGUUGUAAUCCACCUUGUGUUAACACCUUCUAAAACUCUGUACAUAAGUUUUCAAAAAUGUUGAACUUUGCAACAUGUUGACACUAAGACUGAGUGCAAUGUCAUUUAGACAUUCUGUGUUCACCCUCAAUAGCAUGUAGCCUAAUGCUUGUUCACACACUGAGAUUGUUUGUGUUGAAAACACAGUUUGGUAUGUCUGUUAGCUUGUUGAAUACAAAUGUUGGGACGUCCACACGACUUGUUUAAAUAAUACAGCCUAGAUGUGAUCUGUAUAAGCUUUCCAAAUGUUUGUUUCUGUAGGUCGACAAGGUCAUUGCAACAAGGCCAUCGUUUAUUUUUGGCCUGUGAUUUGUUGCUGAUUCAGCUGAUUGUGCCAGUACUUGUUGAAAAGUUGUUAACUUGUACACAUGUAUCAUACAAAUCUAUCAUACAAAUCUAUCAUCUGAAGAAAUUAUCACACAAAUGUAUUAGUAUACUAAUUAAUCAUAGUAAUGUAUCAUAGACAAAGGUAUCACACAAUUGUAUUAUGAUACUAAAUGUGUAAUACAAAUCUAUCAUACAAAUGUAUCACCAUACAAAUGUAUCACCAUACAAAUGUAUUACCAUAUAAAUGUAUCACAAAGCUCUGCAUGUCAUACAAGGGUUGCUGUGUUAAGAUGUGAAGGAUUGAUGUGUUGUGUUGACAUGUGAAGGAUUGGUGUGUUGACAUGUGAAGGAUUGGUGUGUUGGGUUGAGAAGGGUUGCUGUGUUGGGUUGGUGUGUUGAUAUGUGAAGGGUUGGUGUGUUGGGUUGAGAAGGGUUGCUGUGUUGGGUUGGUGUGUUGAUAUGUGAAGGGUUGGUGUGUUGGGUUGAGAAGGGUUGCUGUGUUAUGCGGGUACUUCUGCUUAUCAGGCUGUGAAAGUGUAUAUAUGGGUGUCUUCUAAUAUAUCCUGUAUUUAUUCUAAUGUAUCUCACAAAUAUAUUAUUUAUCACAAAUGUUAAGAUAAAUUUUUUAGAAUCUUAAGUUUUAGUCUCUUAAACAGAUCUGCUACCAGCCGUGGUCAGUGUAGUUGAUUGUUUGUACUAUCUAAAAACCUUUUAAAAAAGACACAGUCAACAUACUCUUCUUGAAAUGUUUUUUAUUUUCUUUGAAAAAAAGUUAACUGGAAAGAUUGUCCAUAGUUUAUUUUAUUUAUGUGGCUAAUAUUUAAGUACAUUUUAAAUGGAAGUGUUAAUAAUAUCAGACCAUAUAAUAAAAAUGAAUGAUUUUAAAAGAAAAAUUAAUGUGCUGUAUUUUGUAAAUGCAGAAAUGGUUGAAAGUAAUGUAAAAGCUACACAUUAUAAGGUCUCUAGACUUUGUUCUGAUUAUGUGAAUACUCAGGCUUACUGUCCUGUUUAGUUGCUUUAAAUGUGAAACAUCUGUAUCAAUAUUUAUUUAGAUAACACACUUUUUUAAAUCUCACAAUGUGACAAAUUGUGAUAGGUGAAUUCGUAAACACAUUUAUGCUUCACUAGGGCAAGUUUUUAUUUCAAUGGCUACUAUUACAAAAACACUUUAUAAAUAAGCCUUUAAGCUGAUUUUUUUUGUUUGUUUUAAAUUGAAGUCUCUGUAUUAGCUUGAGGUGUAAAUUAAUAAAUCUUAUUGUCAUCACAAAAUGUAAAGACAUAAUUAAAAACUGAUAACUUUUUUUGUGUCAAUGGAGAUCUAAAACAAAAUUUAAUCUGUUAACAUUAAACAUCACUCAAUGUUCUAGUAGUUCAACUCAAUUCACUUCUAAUUCUUUAACACUGGACUCCUUAUAACAUGGAGGUUGUUGUUGUUUCAGUUGUGUUUGAAAAUUCUUUCUUCAUUAAUGUUAAACAAGAUGUAAACAUCAUUACAUUGGUUUAAAAUGAUAGUGAGUGAAGUGUAUGCUGAUCUCUGGUGUGUUUUAAUAAUUAUUCUUAUAUUGAUUUGAAAUGUUGCUAAUAGAAUUAGCAUAAUUUUUUUUUAGAUUUCUAUGACAAUGGCCCAACUUAACUCCCAUUCUAUUUUAUAUAAACUUUUUUUUUACCUGUACACAAAGUGGCUAUUGUACUGGCUAUUCCACAAUAUUCCAAUUGUAACUGUGACUAAGUUGUGAAAACAAUGGACAAAGGGAGUUAUUUCUGCAUCAGACAAAUCAUUUUAGCAAAGUUCCAUCUCUUUCAUCAACUUCAUGUUACUAUGUACCCACAAUUUUAUAAGUUUUAGUUUGUUGAGGAAUGUAUCACCACCUUUUUGGUUGGAUUUUUUGGCAGCAAUAGUAUUUUAUUCUUCUGUUCAAAGAAAAUUCCAUGUGUAUUAGAAUAUCAUCCAUAAUUGUUGCUUUUGAAAGUAAUGUCACAUAUUCAACAUUAAAUAAUCAAUUCAACAUUAAGCUACCAACAGUUCACAUUGAGACUGAAUUUUAUACAUUUUAAAAUAAUUUCCUGCAUAUGAAUUUAACAUUCAUUAAAAACUACAAUCUAUUUGUAGCUGUUCCCAGAUUAUUCCAUUCACCUUUUGUUUGUUUUUUAAAUUAUAUUUACUGUAAGUAAAAGAACAAUUGAAACUUGACUGUGUAUAGAAGCAGGAUGAGAUCAUAUUUUCUACGCUAUCAUAUUUUUUAAGCUACAUCAUAUUUUCUACGCUACAUAGAUUGUAUGGCUAGUAGAAAUGUUGAGCACCUAUUUGGGACCAGGAAUAUAUUUAAAAGAGACCAAAAUCCCAUUCAGGUGUGUAUUGUUACCUAGAAUUACCUGGACCUCCACAUAAAAAAAGGUCCUGAAGCUAUUGUGCCAAAGUUAGUGCUACUAACACAUUCAAACAAACCUCAAACUUUUUCCAAAAAGUAAAUUCUGGUGCCACAUCACUUAGACAUGAUACCAUAAAGAAUAAAUCCAGGUUAGAAUAUUAAUAUUAUGAUUAGUUAUUUAAUCAUGCCACUAAAGAUUUAGAUAAUUAAAAAUGCUAAGAAAAGGAUAUUGGUGUAAAUGUGUCUCGAUUUAGACAGUUAAAAAUGCUAAAAAAAUUAUAUUGAUUUAACUUUGUCACUGACGCAGCAUACAAUUUAUAUAGAACUGUCGCCACUAUAUGACGCACUUAAAAGUGUCAGUGUUGCUACCAAAUAAUUCAUUUAGAAUCGUCAGUGUCGCCACCAUAUAAUUUAUUUAGAAAUGUCAGUGUUGCGACCAUAUAAUUUAUUUAGAAAUGUCAGUGUUGCCACCAUAUAAUUUAUUUAGAAAUGUCAGUGUCGCCACCAUAUAAUUUAUUUAGAAAUGUCAGUGUUGCGACCAUAUAAUUUAUUUAGAAAUGUCAGUGUUGCCACCAUAUAAUUUAUUUAGAAAUGUCAGUGUUGCCACUAUAAGGUUCACUUAGAAAUGCCAUUGUUGUCACCUAGCAACCAUUCAUCCACUUGUUUGUUCGACACCCACUUCUCCAUCAGAACCUCAUUCAAUAUGUACACAAUGUCAUGAAUUUAACUCUCCUUUAAUUGAAGAGCUCUUGUUGAUUCUUGUGUUUACUCACCUAUUCCUGAGCUUCCAAGUGUAUUUCCUAAUUACUUUAAUGAUUUAUUGAUCUUUUAUUUUAAGCAAAAACUUGUAUUGUACAGUAAUGAAAUUAAUUAAGUUCAAAAAUUAUAUAAACUUUUUAAUGUUAACGUAAGAUAUUUUUAAAAAAUGAGCUUGUUUGAAUAAUGCAAACAAAAAACAUCAUGUUGAAUGUACUUGUAGAUCACAACACUAGGACUAAUUUCUGACACUGUAAAGUUUGGAACUGUAUAAACUUAAGGUCUGAAUAGCUUUUAUAAUUGAAAAAUAGUUUUAACAAAACAUAUAUGAUGUCCUAGAAGUAUUUAUAGACCCUUUUUUUUCCUCCAAUUUUUCCAAAUAUUAAUGUAGGUGCAGGUUUAGCCCUACAUUUUUUUUAUCCUUGAUAUUGUUCAAUAUUUGGCUGGCAACACUUAAGUGGUUGAUGGUCAAACUCUAUCCCCCCCCCCCCCUCCCUCCCCCCAUACACACACAACUGUGUUCCCUGUCAGCACAAAACAUUGUAUUGUUUCAGCUCUAGUUUCCUUUCCAACUUUUUUAUCAUCCCUGUAGCUGGUGAAGCCACUGAUUUGUGAUUGUCACCCUCCAUGAUACAUUGUCUUUUAUUAAAAGUUGAUUGAUUUA